Durusdinium trenchii is the source of this 3967-nucleotide messenger RNA. NCBI's taxonomy places the organism in Eukaryota, Dinophyceae, Suessiales, Symbiodiniaceae. The record is from the annotation of a GenBank genome assembly.
UUGGGCUCAAGUUUUUUUUGCUCAGCUUCCUUCACGCGGAAAGUGGUUUUCUGGACCUCCGAAGGAGGUUUGACUGGUUUUCGGACCCGCGUGCACGUGGGGCGGCAUCGAGCCGCCCGGCGGCAUCCCUGCGGAUGGCCGUCGUUCCAAGAACCUGGCCGCAGGGGUUGAAUGCUGCAGAACGAAUCAAGGCUGAAAUGGAGCGGAGAGACAACCCAGACCCAGAUGAUCCAGAUGAAGAGGAGGCUUUUGAUGACCUCCUGUGGCGCCAGAAUGUCACAGACUUGCAUAGAGUCAUGGAGGUGGCGAAGUCUCUUUGGCUGCUUCUGGAGCACAGCAAUGAGGCCAUGGUGCGGGUUGCUCUAGAGAUUGCAAUAGAUGGCACCUACAAGAAGGUGCUUUGGUGGCCAGACUUUUGGUUUUCAGACCAAGACAAACGUGAGUAUUUCAAGGAGAUCGUCAGGAUCAAGCUUGCCAUCGCCAUCGCAAAUGCGAAGGGCUCGGCAGUGGAUCUCUCUCAGUUUCGGAAGAGUGAUGAGGAAAGUGCAUUAGUGGCCAACUUGCGCAAACAGAUUGCAGAGCUCGAGGCUGCAUUGCGAGAUGCCCGAGCAGGGCAAGAGGCAGCAGAAGCUCGCAUCCGAGAGCUGGAGGCUGCAGCCAAAGAGGCUGAAGAGCGGAUGGCUGAGAUGGAAAAAUCCUUGGAGCAGCUCCGGAAGGAGGUGAAAGAAUACCGGAAUUCCAUGGCAAAUCAAAAACCAUCGGCUUCGCAGGAAGAGCUUGAAAGCUUGAAGCAACAGCUGAAGCUCAGUGAAGAGAAGGUUGCCCAGCUAGAAGAAAUGAUUGCACAGCUUAGAAAACAACUCCAGGAAGCCGUCACAAAGGGUGGCGACUCGGAAAAACUCAAAUCGGAGCUGCAGAUCGCAAAAAGACGAAUAGAAGAACUUGAAGAAAAACUCAUGGAGGCUCAAAAGGAAUUAGCGCUGCUAAAGCGACAGAAAGGGGCAGCCACAGUCACGUCUCAAGUGAAGAGUGGGGAUGAUGAUACCAUUCGCAAACUGAGGGAAGAGCUUGAGGAAGAGCGGAAAAGGCGAGAGGAAGUAGAAGAGUUGUUGAGAAAAGCUCAGGAGGAAAUGGACAAACUCAAGAAAGACAUUGAAGCAGAAAGGAAGAAGUCCUUGGAUCUCAGCAACCAGCUGAAGCGCUUUCAAGAAAACACCGAUGGGAAGAAAGAGACCAUCACCGAGGUCAAACAGGUCGCUGUUCCUGGCGGCUUGAGUGAAGAUCAGUUACGGGAAUUGGAAGAACUACGCCAGGAGCUUGAAAAACUCAAGGCCAAGCUCAAGAAGCGAGAUCAACAAAUUGCAUCUUUGCAAGAGGACAAUGACAAGUUGAACGACGAACAAGUUCGCUUGUUGAAGCUCCUGAAGCAGGUUCGAGAGCAGCUUCGAAUCCUUAUGGAACUCGCAGAGAAGAAGGGUUUAGGUGAUGUGAUCAAGAAACUUUUUGAAGAAGCUGGUUUGGGGAAAACCAUGGCGGAUCCCGACUACACAUGCUUUGAUCGGCUGUAUGAUGAUGCUCUCAGGCGAAUGGACAAACAGCGUCGGCUGGAGUGGUACCGCUUGGGGAACACCGGAGAGCCUCCGCCCUGGUUCAAGGCCAAGCAUUCGACGAGGCGACCACAUCCAAGGCAAGAGAGGUGGAUCCAUGAGUCCUGUUUACUGCAGGAACUGCGGUUCUGCCGUCAAGCUCCCCGGAUCUUUGCCAGCCACUCGAUCGCCCUCGCCCUAUGAGCGCUUUGACAGUGCAGCCUCGACGUAUUACCAACCGGGAAAUACCUUGCAGAACUCCUACAGUAGUGAGUCCUUGCAUUCACACCGGUCUCUCAGUCCGCAUUCCCGGUCUUUUUCACCGAACGCCUUUGACCUGAGAAUUCAGAACGUUCGACCAGCGGGGGGGUGGCCAUGUCGCAUUGUCUGUGGCCACAUGGGGAGAUCCAAGCACAGCUUUGGGCCAUGCACCACAUGCGCCGCAUGCGCAAACCUUUCACUUGUCCAACACCAAGCCAACGUUGAAGCGAAGCAGGUCCCCCGAGAUGAGGCGCCGGCCAAGUGAGAGAAAUCUGCCACCCUUGCGCGCAGCACCUGCGGGGCCUGCGCAUGGUUCUCAUCGGAUGAUGAGCUCCGCCAGUGCCACCGAGUUGCGCUACUCCCCGGGCCUUCAAGGCCUUCAGGGGCUUCAGGGGCAGAGCUUUGGUGGGAAGUUGCGAGGAGCCAUGGUGGUCCAAGAGCCUCCUCCAUUCCGCCCGGGAGAAGCGCUGCCCGCCCGCAAGAUCCUCUACCGAGACGAUGGUCGAAAACAGUUGCUGCGGGGCAUCGACAAGUUGGCCGAGACCGUGGCGGUGACCCUGGGUCCUCGCGGUCGCAACGUGCUCUUGGACAAGGGUGACUACUCAGCACCACAGAUCGUCAACGAUGGUGUGACGAUCGCCAAGGAAAUAGAGCUUGAGGAUCAAGUCGAGAACACAGGUGUGCAGCUGAUUCGACAGGCCUCCGCCAAGACCAACGAUGUGGCGGGCGAUGGGACCACGACCGCCACCAUUUUGGCACAUGCCAUGGUGAAGAGCGGGAUGAAACAAUUGGUGGGAGGAGCCAAUCCAGUGCAAAUCAAGCUGGGGAUGGAGAAGGCUGCGAGCUACGUGGUGAAGCGGAUCGAAGAGAUUGCCGUGUCGGUGAGCGAUACGGACAUGGAAAAGAUCAAGCAGGUAGGCUCCAUCUCGGCCGGGGGCGACGAUGAGGCUGGGCAAAUGAUUGCGGAUGCCAUGGAGAAGGUCGGUGGCAGCGGCGUCAUCUCUUUGGAAGAGUCCCAAUCCACCGACACCGAAGUGGAGCUCACCGAGGGAAUGAACUUGGACAAGGGCUAUUUGUCUCCCUACCUUUGCCUGGAUGCUGCCAACCCCUCGCGAAGAGUUUGGGAGUCGAACGGGCCCUUGGUUCUGGUGACUGACCAGAAGAUCUCCAUGGCUCAGCAGGAGCUGAUUCCGAUCCUCACCAUCGCCAAACAGAUGUCAAAGCCACUUCUGAUCAUUGCAGAGUCCAUCGAAAAGGAGGUCCUGGCAACUCUCAUUGUGAACAAGAUCCGGGGCAUUGUUGACUGCUGUGCCGUGCAAGCACCUGGCUUCGGUGACAACAGGAAGGCCAUUCUGCAGGACAUUGCCCUGGUGACCAGUGCCACGUACAUCACCGAUGAUCUCGGAAGGAAGCUGGACAGCGUGACGGCCGAAGACUUUGGCACUGCCAGACGAAUCACUGUGGGAAAGGACUCCACCACCAUCGUGGCUGAUGCUCCAAAGGACCAGUUAGAGGAGCGGUGUGCACAGAUCCAAAGGCAGAUCGAAGACACCAAGAGCUCCUAUACCAAGGAGCAGCUGGAGAAGAGACUUGCCAAGCUCGUAGGUGGAGUGGCCUUGAUCAAGGUUGGCGCCACGACAGAGACAGAGCUGAAGGACAAGAAGCUGCGGCUGGAGGAUGCCAUCAACGCCACCAAGGCCGCAGUGGACGAGGGCAUUGUGCCUGGCGGCGGCGCUGCGCUGUGCCACUUGUCCAAGGACCUGCGGAAGUGGUCUGCGGAGAAUCUCACUGAGGAUCAGCUGAAGGGCGCGCUGAUCGUGGCGGACUCGAUGAGUUCCCCGAUGAAGCGCAUCGCCGCCAACUCCGGCCAGAAUGGGGAGCUCGUGGCCGAAAAGGUGAUCGCGGCGGAGUCAACCAACCAAGGAUUUGAUGCUCUCGUGUUGGAAUAUGCCGACAUGCUGGAGCGCGGCAUCAUCGACCCUGCGAAGGUAGCGAGAUCUGCCCUGCAGAAUGCCACAUCCAUCGCGUCCAUGAUUUUGACCACUGAGUGUGUGGUGGUGGAUGCUGACGGCAAAGACGAAGAAGACGACGACGGUGAGGAAGACUUCGACGAUUAUUGA